AUGUCCAACCAAAAGGCCCUAUUGUUGGUUUGCAAUUUUGAAUCGACUGCCAUCACCCUCAUUGCAAAUUUUCUAGCUGCCUCCAAAGAUGACAAGAAUGAAGAUGACAACAGCAAUGCUUAUUUUGAACUGACACUGGCAGCAGACCUUCUCAAUGAGUGGGUGUUUCUCUAUAAGGAUCUGGAUGUUCGUGACCCAGACCAGAUUUACUGGUCUGAAUUCAUAUUGGAAAUGAUCAAGAGUGCUCAUAUCAACACAAUUUCCAGAUUCCUGGAUGUACCUGCACUCAACAUGGAUGAUCUACAAUUGAAGGGUAUGCAGGCUGUAAUUGCCGCAUGCACUGCCUCACUUGAAUGUGCUCUCAACUUUGUUGCAAUGUCCAAAGCUUUCGGCAAUGAUCAAAGCAUAGGCACUGGCAGUGCAAAGGGCAGUACUACCAAGAGUCACAAAAUACCUCUCAAGCGCAACAAAUUCAGUGGCAAAGACAGUGCUGCCACAUCAGCAUUUUCAGAAGCAAAUUGCGGACUGGCAACAACUGAAUAUUAUGAAUCGCUCAAGAGAGAGGGGAUGAAAUAUACAAUGGACACUAUUGCAUUUAUGGUAUUCAGAGUAGGCUCUGAAACACUCUGA
Suillus fuscotomentosus is the source of this 630-nucleotide messenger RNA. RefSeq lists its product as uncharacterized. Bases 1 to 630 code for a protein of 209 amino acids. NCBI's taxonomy places the organism in Eukaryota, Fungi, Basidiomycota, Agaricomycetes, Boletales, Suillaceae. The record is from RefSeq and is a predicted model, not a curated record. The transcript is spliced from 3 exons.